AUGGCCGAUUCAGCCAGAAGGGGAGCCGCGAAUUACGCUACUGCUCAAGCUAUUGUCCGACCCCAAGGAGCGCGAAUUUCCAGGAUAGACCAAGGUCCUCGAUACAACUACAAUUCGGCCGCUUCCAUGGCGCAGCAGCAUCAUGUACCAAGCAGUACAUUGCCGGGAAGAGCACCUCUCCUUAGGACCGUGGCUAGCGUCGGCGCACCCCGAAUGUCGGGAUCAGUGACAGGGCACGUAGCAUCGUUGCAAAAUGGUGUAAAUAGGAACGAGCACAUAUACCCGAGAAGUCAUUCUUCUGGACGGACUGCUCAGCCAGCAGCUUCAGCUUAUAGGAGAAGUGCUUCUAGUGGGAGACCGGAAGUGCUGGACUCGCAGCAUGCUGACGUUGAUGAGGAGCCUUAUAUCCAAGUUGACGAUGACAGCAACGAUGCUCCCGUUUCUAUCGGUCAGAAUAACAUAGCAGAUGUUCACAUCUCGCGGUCCCGAGAUAAGCAUCCUUUGCUGGGCGUUUCUAGUCAGAACAGGGGCCAUGAAUCGGACCAGAACUCUGCACCAUCCGCAUCUGAUGCCAAAAAUCAGAAGCGAACCGUCUUACUCAGAGAUGAAAAGGGAAGAUUGCGGAGAGGUAUCAAACUCCCGGAUGGCACGAUUUUGUUAAGAGUAUUGGACGACAAGACCAGCAUGGAAACGAGACCUAGGGAGCCUACGGCUGGUGGAGUGUACGCGAUGCAUUCGAUGGGCAGGAGUGAUGAGAAGAAGCUUGUAAGACGAGGAGAUCAGUGGAAAAGAGUACAAGCACCGAUCAGUCCUUGGAGUAGACCGCAGGAAGAAGUAAUAAGGACAGACGCUCGCGACUUGGAGUCGACAUAUGUUAAGGCCAGAAGCAGACGGAAAGAGCUGGUUCGGAGUGAAGAAGAUGAUGAUCUCGUCCUAGUCGCGGAGGGUCGACAGAGUAGACUGGCUAAGAAAAAUGACAACAUUUCGAACAGGCGCGCGAGGCGAUCUAAAUCAGAAGCAGCAGCUGGAGGUUCUGCACCAAGAUCUAGAUCCCAGAGGCGACCAAGAUUUUUGGCUCGACAUUGUCCUGUAGGCGAGGUCGUGCCUCACCGCAUUCCGCUUUGGUCAGAAGAGAAGCUCCAGAUUUUUCUUCGGAAUCGUCUGCGCAAGCAGGAGGAGGAGGAUGAAGAGAACGUAUAUGUUGAUGUGGUUUCAACCGAUGAUACGCUUGAGGCCAGUAUACGCGAGCUGAUAGCAUCGGCUCCUUCACUUGCAACCAACGGUUUUCUUGAACAAAGCGAUAAAGCAGGUCGCCCACACAAGAAGUUCAGAGGUCGACUUGCCAAGGAGAAACAAGCUAUUAGGGAUGCAAAGAUUGCUGAGAAAGUUGCUAUAAAACAUCGGGAAUUGCCUGUGCUUGACUUGGCCCUCAAAGUCAUCGAUGAUCCAACUGUGGAGGUACCAGUGGAGGUACCACCAAUACUCUUGGAUCCGCAAAUAGCUAUAGACGCUCAUAUACUGCAUGAAGUCGGAGAGGUACUGAAGGAGAUUGUUGCUCAAAUUUCACUUGAAGAAUUAGAGCCGAAGAGAGAU
This is a messenger RNA of Cylicostephanus goldi, 1593 nucleotides long. NCBI's taxonomy places the organism in Eukaryota, Metazoa, Nematoda, Chromadorea, Rhabditida, Strongylidae. The record is from the annotation of a GenBank genome assembly.